Nymphalis io (European peacock) is the source of this 1036-nucleotide messenger RNA. RefSeq lists its product as uncharacterized. Bases 128 to 850 code for a protein of 240 amino acids. Lineage: Eukaryota; Metazoa; Arthropoda; Insecta; Lepidoptera; Nymphalidae. The record is from RefSeq and is a predicted model, not a curated record. The transcript has a single exon.
UUACUUUAAAUAUCGUGUCGUAUUGUUGUUAAGUAUAUUUGUUAGAGAAAAUAGUUAAGAUUAGGAAUAGUGUGUGCUGAGAUCGAGUGAUUUCAAGGUUGAACGAUAUUGCCGUACCGUACUCAAUAUGGUCCGUAUUGAGUGCAACCACCGACAGCAGAAGUGGCCUGCGGUUAUGUGGAAGUUACAACUGACUCUCAACAUAACAAAACACAAGACGACGCGAUACUCUGCCUUGAACUUGCUCAUAGGCGUCGAAGCGGCUACACCGCUCAUACGCAGCUUGAUACGGGAUGUAGCUCUUGAAGGUUCCAGUGGUAAUCGGGAAGCCAUUCGUGAGAUGAGUCGACAGAGAGCGUUUGAACAUAUAUGUGACAAUCAAGCCCGUCAGGACGCCUACGUUAACAGGAGACGUAAGCCAACUCAAACCUUUGAACUACACUCCUUAGUAUUUGUUCGUAAGCAGGCGCAGUCAACCGGGAAGUUAGACUCGUGUAUGCGAGGACCUUACCGGGUGGUGAAGAUACUUCCACACGGUCGCUAUGAGCUGCAGCUACUGGCUGGCUCGUAUGGCAAGUCGACUCAAGUGGCUGCGGAAUAUAUUGUUCCGUGGCGUGGAGAAUGGACCCCUGAUGUUUGUGCUGCUUUCUUUGAUGACGCAGAUACUGAAGAAGAGGAAUUAAUUGCCGGUGUCGACCUGCGUCCCGGUGUUGUACAGCCUGUGGAAGAGAUCGAGCCGCAACAAGGAGCCUCAGGAAUACAGAGAUUCUCAGAACUAGCUGCCUCCACUGUGAACGAAGAAAAUCCCCUGCUCUCCGUCCCAAUCGUGGAAACGGAUCGUGACAGUUGAAAAUAAAGAAGCCCGGGGACGGUCUUCUGUCAGGAAAGGCCGUGUAGGAAUAUAGGAGGGUAGUAGUGGGAGGAAGUGUAUUUAAAGGAGGGUGGACGUUAUACAGGUCUCUUUUUGCUAUCGUGUGUUCGGUCGAUUGGUGUCAUACUGUGUUAUUUUUGUAAUCCAUUGCGAUUAAGUUUGUUA